AUCUCAUUUAUCUUAUCAACAAGUCUCCACUCUCAAGUCUCCCUUGACUCAAGAACGAUCGUCGCCCGAGGAGGACUUGUAUUGCGUAGACAUGAAAAAAUGGCUGGAGAAUCACAUGGAGUCACCCCUGUGAAUGUCGGUCAACCCGGCAAUUGACUUGCCCAGCGUAACUGUCUCAACUUCCACCAAGUUUCUGGACAAUUCAACGCAGAGGGGGAAUCCAUAUCUUACCCUGUAUCGACAACUAUCCGCACCAUGGCUCAAGUUUUCAAGUACCCGGUUAACGCCCAAGAGCCUCUCAUUACCCUCACCCGACCCAAGGACCAUCUCUGGGUCAUCGAAUUACACAACGGCCAGGACAAUAGGUUGACUGCUACUCUCGUGAACGAGGGUUUGAAGCCUGCUUUGGACGAAGUCGAAAGGCAAUGGCGCGAGAAAUGGCGCGCGGCUGCAGCUGCCAAGGACCAGCCUCAGGGCAAAGGGGCACUCAUUAUCGUUGGUCGAAGAGACCAGGACAAGUUCUUCAGCAAUGGACUUGACUUUGCCAAUGUUGUCAAGGACUUGAACUUCUUCCCUGUCACUUUUGAUCCUCUCUUGGCCCGCCUCCUCACCUUCCCAAUCCCCACCAUUGCUGCGAUCAAUGGCCACUGUUUUGCUGGUGGACUCAUGCUAUCUUUUGCCUGCGACUAUCGGGUCAUGACGGAUGGAAGCAAGCGGAACGCCUGGUUGUGCAUGAACGAGGUUCACUUUGGCGCUCGUUGGCCCUACUCCUUCGCCUCUCUUUUGCGCGCCAAGUUCGGUGACCAUCGACUUGUGCGCAAGAUUGCUCUAGAAGGGCACCGUUUCACCCCUCCCGAGGCUUUGGCUGAUGGUCUAUUGGAUCAUAUCGUCAACGGCAAGACCGCGGACGUCCUGGCCAAAGCUGAAGAGGUCGCGGAGCGUGUAAGUAUGAACGCUUCCGCUGGGGCUUGGGGACUCAUCAAGAAGGACUUGUAUCGUGAUGUUUUGGAAGACUUCCGCAAGGAAACCUUAACCACCAACCCCUUCAUUGAAGAUGCUGCUGCUAAAGCGAGACUCUGAUGAUCGUAAGAAGUAUACAUCCCUGUAUUCUGUAAUAUACUGUACCAGUUGAAGGUAAACUGC
Coprinopsis cinerea okayama7#130 is the source of this 1143-nucleotide messenger RNA. RefSeq lists its product as hypothetical. Gene Ontology annotation, biological process: fatty acid beta-oxidation. Gene Ontology annotation, cellular component: peroxisome. Bases 256 to 1080 code for a protein of 274 amino acids. The record is from RefSeq and is a predicted model, not a curated record. Lineage: Eukaryota; Fungi; Basidiomycota; Agaricomycetes; Agaricales; Psathyrellaceae. Gene Ontology annotation, molecular function: delta(3)-delta(2)-enoyl-CoA isomerase activity; enoyl-CoA hydratase activity. The transcript has 7 exons.